ACAACUAGCACGCACGCUCGAGAGAGAUCGGCACUUGCGGUACGCCGAGGUUCGUGUGUUGCCGGGGUUUGGCGGCCCGGUGUGCCCGCAAUUUAUUCUAUACCCCGUUAGGCCAAGCUGUUGCUCGUAACGAGCCAGCCACAAUCACCCUGGACACCGAGGGUAACCAUUAGACCCGAUCAUGAGCUCUUCUUUAGUUGGAGUUCACGUGAUUGGGGAAGCUGACAUAAAUCAAUCCAACCAAAAAAGCGAUGUCCUGGGUGUGAUUAGGUUGACAGACGUGAACGUGAACCUCAAAAAUGUGAGGGAACUUAUGGCCCAUGAGCUACCGACAUUCCACCGCGACUUUCUGUUCCUGACACAAGAAAGGAUUCCCGUGUUGAAGCAUCAAGAAGAGCACAUAAGUGCCAUCGAUGUUCUGAAUGGUACCAACGCUCUUUUUGUUACGAGGAACUUUGAUCGAUGGCGAAUCGGAAUUAAAAAAGCUGGUGGCUCUGUUAUUGGCUUUAUCUUUGCCGAUCGGAACCUCAGUGUAACGGACCUUCGUUCCGAAAUAAAUGAGCAGCUUCUAGAUGGAGAGUUCGCCUUCUGUGACAGGAAUGGCUGGCCCGUGCUCAGUAAUCAAGAGCAGGCGCUCUUUGCUUGGGAUGUGAUUUGUCAAGGUAUUGUAACGAUUCAGCUGCCACAGAACAAGGUCACCACGCCACUUCACUUACGGGGUAGCAAGGACUGCAGAAAGCGCAAGAAACACAGUACUGGCUUCACAAUACAGGAGUUCUCGAAGAAAGACAUUGUGAUAAGUUAUGCACGCAGCGAAGCCGACGAACAUGCAAGGAAGCUCAAAGCACAGUUGGAGGUUUUGGGAGCGCAAGUAUUUUUGGACCAAGAUGACAUUGUGCCUGGUGAUGACUGGCAGAACAAACUGAAUGAUGCCAUCCAAAACUGUACAAUAUUUGUUCCCUUGGUGACUGCGAGAUAUGGAAACACCACGUACACUAAUAAAGAGGUGAAACUUGCUGACUACAUUGGCAAAUUUGUCAUUCCUGUGAACUUCAUGAAGUCUUGGCCUCCUAACCACCUGGCCAUUCAGUUCGCUUCUAUUCAGUACAUUGACUGGAGGAAAGCACACGAGGUGCAACAAGGUGCACGUGAGAGCGACAAUGAAGAAGAAGAAGGCAUUCGAACAUGGGAGAGCCGCUCUGUAGAACGUGUUGCCAAUGAUAUCUAUAGCAUCCUGAGGCAAUGCAAAGAACAAGUGGUAUUCAGUAAUGCAAUCAAUCCACGGGCCUUCGUUGCACAAGCUGACAGUGCUACGCCAUUACUUUGCCCAGAUCAUCGGCCUUUCAUUGUGAUAAGUGCACAUCCCCAGGACAAAGACUUUUGUGGCCGGCUGCAGUGUCUGCUCGAGCGCAACUGUUACGAGGCCUGGUGUUCAUUGGAUAGCCUAGCAACGCCGUCGGGUCCGUCGGGUGCUGGGGGUGCAUCCAGUCCAAGCAGUGCUGGCACCAUCACACCGAGCACGCCCCUGCCCUCUUCAGUGCCAACAUUUGGAUCCCAGGACAGCCGAGGCACAUCCGAUUCCCAAAACAUGGGACACAGUGCACCGCGCCCGCCCCCGUUGCUUCGAAUUCCAUCCUUCCAGUUUUCUUGUAGCAUGGACACUGUUGACAGUGACAGCAUGUCAAACAAGGAAAGCAAUCGGAAGUAUGAGUUUCGGAAACAGGUGUUGCGGGCAGAAGUGGUUAUUAUUGUGCUCUCGGAAAGCUACCUGGAAUCCAAGGCAUCCCAACAGCAGGCUUGCUACUGUCUUCUGCGAAAGAAAGUGGUAGUUGUGGGCUGCACCGAGAAAGAGGUGCCAGUAUCAAUCCAGAAGCGCUUGCAAUUCGCAACUAUCGUGAACAAACAGGAAUCUGAUGACUGGGAGUGCCAGUUGCUAGAAAGAAUCAGCAGACUCCUGAAGCAACCUGAAAAACCAGUUUUUGAUGCAACUCUGGAAGAAGCGACAUAUUUGGAGAAGAAGCUGCUGACAGAGCUGCCACAGUCGGACUACCGGGUCUACGUCACUGGUGGAACCCAUCUGACUUGCAAACGUUCUGAGAGCAUCUGCUGUGCCAUUGGACAGGAACUUGCCUCACUGAAGUUUGUCAGCCUCUGCACAAGUGGUUUCUUUGGCGUUGAAGAACAAGUGGCUAGGAGCUUCUGCGAAGAGCGAUCCUUGACAGAGAAACCUUUUCAUCGAGUCUUUCAUGUUGUUCCUGAGAGGGACAAGAAGGACUGGAGCAAGAAAGCUUAUCAAAGACCUAAUGGCACGUUCGGUGGCAUCACUCAUGGCCAAGUGAAAGUCGUCGGGGGCUCCAUGGCCGAGAGGGAUGCCGUGAUUGCCCGUGUGUUCGACGUCUGCAUUGUGAUAGAAGGUGGUCUUAACACAGCUAGAAGAGUAGCAGAGUUUGUGUGGAAUGACAAACCAGUGAUCCCAAUUGUUUCCACUGGAAGAGCUGCUGCUGGGAAUUUCAACCCUGGUGUUGGUGUAGACACUAAUGCAUUGAAUGCGAUAUGGGAGAAUCCUCCUCCUGGUGUGGAUUGCAACACAUGGGCUGUCCUAAAGAACAGUUGCUCAACAGCUGAAGACAUUGGAAAAGCUGUGAAAAAAAUCAUUAUCAACCUUCAUCGUCACCUAAAGGCCAAAAAACGGCCAACUGAACUUCCAGAGGUUUUGCGAAAAGUCAGUAGGCCGAGCUAGCACGUGUCUUGGUAGUUGCACCCAACAGAGACCACCUACAAAACUUAAGUAAUUUGCAUCCCAUUUUUUUUUAGCAAUAGUUUCUUUUUAGGUGCCUUCUUGUUACAAACCAAUCAGCGGCACACUGCACUGAAGUGAUCAUGUAACUUUUUAAUGUUUAUGCUGGAGCGUGUCAUGAUAAUGGACUUGAGUUGUUAUUCCCGAGUGAAUGCUUAUCAUCGCAAUUGUGUGUAAUGAACUAGUGUCAUGAA
Molecule: messenger RNA, 2991 nt
Organism: Rhipicephalus microplus (southern cattle tick)
Lineage: Eukaryota; Metazoa; Arthropoda; Arachnida; Ixodida; Ixodidae
Biological process (GO): signal transduction
Source: RefSeq, a predicted model, not a curated record